Scomber scombrus (Atlantic mackerel) is the source of this 4593-nucleotide messenger RNA. Its product is annotated as NLR family CARD domain-containing protein 3-like. The record is from RefSeq and is a predicted model, not a curated record. The transcript has 12 exons. NCBI's taxonomy places the organism in Eukaryota, Metazoa, Chordata, Actinopteri, Scombriformes, Scombridae. Gene Ontology annotation, molecular function: protein binding. The coding region runs from base 208 to 3522 and encodes 1104 amino acids.
UGUACUGGGUCAAACUAAGCUGUGUGGUCAUUGCGAGGCCACAUUAAAUCAUGACUGUUUCCUCUUGACAUAGUAGUAGGCUGUGAGGCUGCUCCUCCUGGGGAAAAAUGGAGGCAUUCUGAUAGUGUUGAUAUAGCAGCGGAGUUCAGAUGUGUGUUUUCCUGUCUCCAGAGAGGUAGUAGAGGUAACUGUGGUCAGAGGUUGGAUAUGGUGAAGCCUGUGGGAUGGAGGACAAAGGACCUGAGUUGCGCCGAGGCACUGUUCUUAUCUGUAAACCAGUGUUUCUCUGCUAUGGAUCAGUGUGAGGACAGAGAGGAGGGAGUCCCUCCCUCUAAAAGCUCUCUGUGUGGGGAACAUGACAGCCAGACCAAAGCUCAGAGGAUGCAGCAGCAGAGAGCAGACUCUCCUGAACCCAGCUGUGUGUCCAUGAAGAGUGACGCGUCUAUGUGUCAUCCUAUUAUGUUUAAAGAUGGACAACCUGCUGAUGAAAGAGUUCAGCAGCAGAGCUCAGAGGUUCCCAGUGAUCAGUCUGCACAGCAGCAUCAAACACACCUGGACUCCAUAUUUAUGCUGCUGGAGGAGAACAUCGUCACUUUUGUGAAGAACGAGCUGAAGAGAGUCCAGAGAGGUCUGAGUCCAGAUGACCCAGAAUGCUUAGAGAGUCAGAGUGAGGAUGAGGAGGUGUUGGAUGGUGAGGAGGAAGAGCAGAGGAGAAGCUGCAGAGAGGCAUCUCUGAAGAUCACUGUGCACUUCCUGAGGAGAAUGAAGCAGGAGGAGCUGGCUGAGCGUCUGCAGAGCAGAACUUGUGCUACAGAGUGUCAACGUAAACUCAAGUCUAACCUGGAGAAGAAGUUCCAGUGUCUGUUUGAGGGGAUCAUGAAAGCGGGAAACCCAACCCUUCUGAAUCAGAUCUACACACCGCUCUACAUCAUAGAGGGAGGGACUACAGAGGUCAGUGAUGAACAUGAAGUGAGACAGAUUGAAUCAGCAUCCAGGAAACCAGACAGACCAGAAACAACAAUCAGACAAGAAGACAUCUUUAAAGCCUCACCUGGAAGAGAUGAACCAAUCAGAACAGUGAUGACAAAGGGAGUGGCUGGCAUUGGGAAAACAGUCUUAACACAGAAGUUCACUCUGGACUGGGCUGAAGACAAAGCCAACCAGGACAUACACUUCACAUUUCCAUUCACAUUCAGAGAGCUGAAUGUGGUGAAAGAGAAGAAGUACAGCUUGGUGGAACUUGUUCAUCACUUCUUUACUGAAACCAAAGAAGCAGGAAUCUGCAGGUUUGAAGAGUUCCAGGUUGUGUUCAUCUUUGACGGUCUGGAUGAGUGUCGACUUCCUCUGGACUUCCACAAUAAUGAGAUCCUGACUGAUGUUACAGAGUCCACCUCAGUGGAUGUGCUGCUGACAAACCUCAUCAGGGGGAAACUGCUUCCCUCUGCUCGCCUCUGGAUAACCACACGACCUGCAGCAGCCAAUCAGAUCCCUCCUGAGUGUGUCGGCAUGGUGACAGAGGUCAGAGGGUUCACUGACCCACAGAAGGAGGAGUACUUCAGGAAGAGAUUCAGAGAUGAGGAGCAGACCAGCACCAUCAUCUCCCACAUCAAGACAUCACGAAGCCUCCACAUCAUGUGCCACAUCCCAGUCUUCUGCUGGAUCACUGCUACAGUUCUGGAGAAUGUGUUGAAAAGCAGAGAGAGAGGAGAGCUGCCCAAGACCCUGACUGAGAUGUACAUCCACUUCCUGGUGGUUCAGUCCAAACUGAAGAACAUCAAGUAUUAUGGAGGAGCUGAGACAGAUCCACACUGGAGUCCAGAGAGCAGGAAGAUGAUUGAGUCUCUGGGAAAACUGGCUUUUGAGCAGCUGCAGAAAGGCAACCUGAUCUUCUAUGAAUCAGACCUGACAGAGUGUGGCAUCGAUAUCAGAGCAGCCUCAGUGUACUCAGGAGUGGUCACACAGGUCUUUAAAGAGGAGAGAGGGCUGUACCAGGACAAGGUGUUCUGCUUUGUCCAUCUGAGCCUUCAGGAGUUUCUGGCUGCUCUUCAUGUCCAUCUGACAUUCAUCAUGUCUGGAGUCAAUCUGCUGGAAGAAGAACAAACAACAUCCAGGUGGUCUAAAGUCUUUAAAGACAAAUCAACACGUUUCUACCAGAGUGCUGUGGACGAGGCCUUAAAGAGUCCAAAUGGACACCUGGACUUGUUCCUCCGCUUCCUCCUGGGUCUUUCACUGCAGACCAAUCAGACUCUCCUACGAGGUCUGCUAACACAGACAAGAAAUAGCUCACAGACCAAUCAGAAAACAGUUAAGUACAUCAAGAAGAAGAUCAGUGAGAAUCUGUCUGCAGAGAGAAUCAUCAAUCUGUUCCACUGUCUGAAUGAACUGAAUGAUCAUUCUCUAGUGGAGAAGAUCCAAUGGUACCUUAGAUCAGGAAGUCUCUCCACAGAUAAACUGUCUCCUGCUCAGUGGUCAGCUCUGGUCUUCAUCUUACUGUCAUCAGAAAAAGAUCUGGACGUGUUUGACCUGAAGAAAUACUCUGCUUCAGAGGAGGCUCUUCUGAGGCUGCUGCCAGUGGUCAAAGCCUCCAGCAAAGCUCUACUGAGUGGCUGUAACCUCUCAGAGAGAAGCUGUGCAGCUCUGUCCUCAGUUCUCAGCUCCCAGUCCUCCAGUCUGAGAGAUCUGGACCUGAGUAACAACGACCUGCAGGAUUCAGGAGUGAAGCAGCUGUCUGUUGGACUGGAGCGUCCCCACUGUGGACUGGAAACUCUCAGUCUGUCAGGAUGUCUGAUCACAGAGGAAGGCUGUGCUUCUCUAGCCUCAGCUCUGAGCUCCAACCCCUCCCAUCUGAGAAAGCUGGACCUGAGCUACAAUCAUCCAGGAGACUCAGGAGAGAUGAUCCUGUCCGCUGGACUGGAGGAUCCACACUGGAGACUGGACACUCUCAGGAUGGACCAUGGUGGACUGCAGAGACUGAAACCUGGUGUGAGGAAGUAUGCCUGUGAACUGGAACUGGAUCCAAACACAAUGAACAGACUCCUCAAACUGUCUGACAACAACAGGAAGGUGACACAUGUGAAGAAGGAUCAGUCAUAUCCUGAUCAUCCAGACAAAUUUGACUCCUGUCCUCAGCUGCUGUGUAGAAAUGUUCUGACUGGUCGCUGUUACUGGGAAGUUGAGUGGAGAGGAAGAGUUUAUAUAUCAGUGACAUACAGAGGAUUUGGAAGGAAAGGAGACAGUGAUGACUGUUGGUUUGGAGGGAAUGAUCAGUCCUGGAGUCUGGACUGCUCUGAUGAUGGCCGUUACUCUGUCUGUCACAAUAAGAGAAAAACAUACUCCUCCUCCUCCUCCUCUGUCCCUGACAGAGUAGCAGUGUAUGUGGACUGUCCUGCUGGCACUCUGUCCUUCUACAGAGUCUCCUCUGACACACUGAUCCACCUCCACACCUUCAAAACCACAUUCACUGAACCUCUGUAUGCUGGGUUUGCAGUCUGGUCUGGUUCAGUGUCUCUGUGUCCUCUGUAGGAGGGAGAGUCUCUCUUCUCUCUGUGUCCUCUGUAGGAGGGAGAGUCUCUCUGUGUCUCUGUAGGAGGGAGAGUCUCUCUGUGUCCUCUGUAGGAGGGAGAAGUCUCUCUGUGGACAGAAACUCUGCUGACUGAAGAUCAGCUGCUGAAAUCAAACAUCACACACACUCUGCACUGUGAAGCAGAUCUGUCUCAGACUCAAACACUCAGUUAUUUUUCCUUCUACAUGAUUCAUUGAUUAGUCUCAGUUGACUCUGCUGUUGUUACUGUCAGGAUCCAAUGAGCAGCGUGCAGCUCUAUUCAGGUUGUAAUCAAAUAACAUCUGUCCAGAUGUGAAAGAGUGUUUUUGUGUUACUCACCUUUAUUUUAUCUCACAAUUAUCAAUAAAAACAGCUCCACCAAAUAGUGAUUUUUUUCCCUCUAAACUUCUCAAAUGGUUUCAUUUAAAUAAAUGUGUAAAUAAAUACUCAGUUGUGUCCUCAGUUUAUCAGGCUGAUGUCAGAAGGAUUACAGCUCAGAUAAAUCUGAGUGUCGUCUGCGUAAAAAUGGACCCCGAUACUGUGUCUGUGUGUGAGGUGAUGCAGGGAGUAUUUGUAUGCUGGUGUUUGCUACUUUUACUCAGAAACAAAGAUAUGAGAAAAAACAUCAUGAAUCAUUCAACAUGACCUACACACUACAUGUUUUAAUCUUACUUUCAUGUUAACUGUCCAUAACAAGUGCAGUAAUCUGUAACAUCUACUCCCUGAGUUUGGUUAUGCUUUCCUCUUUGUGCAUUCUUGGAUACGUCUUCUUGUAUUUUGUAAUUACCUGCACCUCCCUGAUUAGUGUCACCUGUGUCUAAUUAUCCCACCUUCCCAUGUGUGUUUAGUGUGUGUGCUCCCCUUUGUCUCUGCCACUUCGUCUCUUCAGUUUUCUGCGAGCGACCCAGCGUUUUUCCAGUGGAAGCUUCUCGAGUACAUGACCCAUUUUAGUUUUUUGACCCUGCCUUCUGUCUUUUGUGAUUUGGAUACCUCUGCCCUUGUGUUUUCCGUAUACAAAACCUGAUUUAGCAUUAAAACUUGUUGGAUUGGAA